CGGCGGACUGCGGCGGCCGCGGUGCUGCUGGUGGAGAUGCUCGAGCGCAGCGCCUUCUUCGGGGUCUCAGCCAACCUGGUGCUCUAUCUCAACAGCGCCAACUUCAACUGGGCCGGCCAGCAGGCCUCGCGCGCUGCGCUCAUCUUCCUGGGCGCCUCCUACCUGCUGGCGCCCGUGGGCGGCUGGCUGGCCGACGUGUACCUGGGCCGCUACCUGGCCGUGGCGCUCAGUCUGCUGCUCUACUUCGCAGCCUCCAGCCUGCUGCCCAUCACCGCCUUCUCCGACGGCCGCAGCUCCUUCUGCGGCGACGUGCCCGCCACGCGCCUCGGGCCCGCCUGCCCCGGGCAGGGCUGCCCGCCCGCCUCACCCAGCCCCUACUGCGCACCCACCCUCUACGCCGCGCUGCUGCUGCUCGCCCUGGCCGCCAGCUCCGUCAGGACCAACCUGACCUCCUUCGGCGCCGACCAGGUUUUGGAUCUUGGCCGCAAUGCCACCCAACGCUUCUUCAACUGGUUUUACUGGAGCAUUAACCUGGGGGCGGUGCUGUCCCUGUUCGUGGUCGCCUUUGUGCAGCAGAACAUCAGCUUCCUGCUGGGCUACAGCAUCGUCGUGGGCUGUGUGGGCCUGGCCUUCUUCAUCUUCCUCUUUGCCACCCCUGUCUUCAUCACCAAGCCCCCCAUGGGCAGCCAAGUGUCCUCCAUGCUGAAGCUGGCCCUCCAAAACUGCUGCCCUCAGCUGUGUCACCGACACUUUGCCCGAGACCCACAAGGUGCACAACUACUCCCUGACCAAAGGCAUGCCCAGCCCGGCCCCUCCCCGCAAGAAGACAUCGCUAACUUCCAGGUGCUGGUGAAGCUCUUGCCUGUCAUGGUGACCCUGGUGCCCUACUGGAUGGUGUACUUCCAGAUGCAGUCCACGUAUGUCCUGCAGGGUCUCCACCUCCACAUCCCCAACAUCUUCCAAGCGAGCCCUGCCAAUAUCUCCACAGCCCUGCGCGCCCUGCCGAACAGCUACACGAUCCCGCAAGCCUGGCUCCUCCUGGCCAACGUGGUGGUCGUGGUAAUCCUGGUCCCAGUAAAGGACCAUUUACUGGAUCCCUUCCUGGUUCGGCACAACGUGCUUCCCUCGACUCUGAGGAAGAUGGUGCUGGGGAUGUUCUUUGGCUUUACUUCUGUCAUUGUGGCAGGCAUCCUGGAGAUGGAGCGCUUACAGUACAUCCACCACAAUGAGACGGUGCCCCAGCAGAUUGGCCAGGACACGUACUAUGCUGCGCCACUGUCCAUCGGCUGGCAGAUCCCCCAGUACCUGCUCAUCGGCAUCAGUGAGAUUUUCGCCAGCAUCCCAGGCCUCGAGUUCGCCUACUCAGAGGCCCCCCGGGCCAUGAAGGGGGCCGUCAUGGGCAUCUUCUUCUGCUUGUCCGGGGUGGGCUCACUGCUGGGCUCCGGCCUGGUGGCCCUGCUGACCCUGCCGAGGGGCUGGCUGCAUUGCCCAGAGGACUUUGGGAACAUCAACAAUUGCCGGAUGGACCUCUACUUCUUCCUGCUGGCCGGGAUCCAGGCUGCCACGGCCCUCUUAUUCCUCUGGAUUUCUCACCGCUAUGAGCGGGUGGUCCAGAACCCCACCUCCCAACACCAGGCUAGCAGGGACAGGGGCUGACCAUGCCCCCACCCCGACUCUGCUGGGCACAAGAGACAGCCACUGACAUGACUACGAUUCCCUUCUGGCUUUAUUCUGUAUCCACCACGGAAUGAAAUGGUUCCCAUAAAUAAGGGACAUGAGCCCUUCCUCA
Messenger RNA from Echinops telfairi (small Madagascar hedgehog), 1789 nucleotides. RefSeq names its product solute carrier family 15 member 3 (gene SLC15A3). Gene Ontology annotation, cellular component: lysosomal membrane. Gene Ontology annotation, molecular function: transmembrane transporter activity. The annotation marks the transcript as partial. The transcript is spliced from 8 exons. Gene Ontology annotation, biological process: transmembrane transport. The record is from RefSeq and is a predicted model, not a curated record. Lineage: Eukaryota; Metazoa; Chordata; Mammalia; Afrosoricida; Tenrecidae.